Messenger RNA from Candidozyma duobushaemuli, 1140 nucleotides. Its product is annotated as asparaginase. The record is from RefSeq and is a predicted model, not a curated record. Bases 1 to 1140 code for a protein of 379 amino acids. Gene Ontology annotation, molecular function: asparaginase activity. The transcript has a single exon. NCBI's taxonomy places the organism in Eukaryota, Fungi, Ascomycota, Pichiomycetes, Serinales, Metschnikowiaceae.
AUGACCUUACCAACGGGUGGACCUGGUCUUUUCGAUAUCCAAGAGGAUGUCAGAGACAUCGAGCAUCCCGUCUUCCACGUUAAAUACCGGACGAACUCUUCUGGAACGCUCGAGUCUUUUGAAGACAGUGCACCAGAAAGACUUCCAGUGAUCAAGAUUCUUGGAACUGGUGGCACAAUUGCCAGCAAGGGCUCCACGGCAUAUCAGACAGCUGGAUAUCAUGUGGACUUGACCAUCGAGCAUCUCAUUUCUAGCAUUCCAGAUCUUUCCCACACAUGUGAGUUGCAUUUUGAGCAGGUUUUCAACCUCGACUCGAAAGAGAUCACAACAAAGGAGCUUUUGACACUUAAGGCCAGAACUCAAGACGCCCUCGACAAUCAUGACGGUGUGGUUAUCACACAUGGAACUGACUCAUGUGAAGAGACGUCAUUCUUUCUAGAUGCUACAUUAGACUUUCAAGACAAGCCUGUGGUGAUCUGUGGGUCUAUGAGACCUUCCACUUCAGUUUCCGCUGACGGCCCCUCUAAUUUAUACCAGGCUUGUGUCGUUGCUGCUGAUAAGCAAAGUAAAGGAAGAGGUGUCUUGGUCACUUUGAAUGAUAAAAUUGGUUCUGGUUACUAUAUCACCAAGAGCGAUGCUAACUCGCUAGACUCCUUCAAGUCCUUGGGACACGGCUACUUGGGCAACUUUGUCAACAAUGAAGUUCACUACUACUAUCCUAGUGCUCUUCCCACUGGAAGAAUUUCCUUCAAAACCUCGAUUUUCGAAGAAACGAUGCCUGAGGUCAUCAUAUUGUACGCUCAUCAAAGCUUCAACAAUGAAUUGAUCAAUAUGGCUGUCGAUAGAAUGAAGGUUGCCGGCAUUGUUAUGGCUACUAUGGGAGCUGGCUCUCUUCCCGAUAGGACGAAUACCCAAUUAGGAGAAUUGUCGGCACUUCACGGAAUUCCGAUUAUCUACUCCAAAAGAUCAAUGGAUGGUAUGGUUCCUCGGGGAUCCAUGCCCAAGAACAACAACACUUAUUUGAUUGCCGGGGGUUAUCUCAACCCACAGAAGAGCAGAAUUCUUCUUCAACUCUGUCUCAACGCUGGCAUGGAUAUCAAGCGUAUUCGCAAGGUGUUUGCCGGUGUUUACGGUGGUUAA